AUGCCACCAAAAGAAAGAAAAACAAAAGAACAAAUUGCAGCAGCAGCAGCAGCAUCAGGAAGAACUAAGAAAAAGAAAUGGGGAAAAGGAAAAAAUAAAGAAAAAUUAAAUCAUGCUGUUUUUAUUGAUAAAACUUUACAUUCUAAAAUAUUAGAAUGCAAAAAUAUGAAAGUUAUUACUCCUUCAACUAUAUCAGAAAAAUACAAAGUUAAUUUAAGUGUAGCAAGAGCAGUUAUUAAGUAUUUAGCAGAAAAAAAUUUAAUUAAUGAAGUUUGUACUCAAAGUCAUAGCCAAAAAUUAUAUACUAAAGUUGCUUAA
Plasmodium gallinaceum is the source of this 318-nucleotide messenger RNA. RefSeq names its product 40S ribosomal protein S25, putative. The record is from RefSeq and is a predicted model, not a curated record. Bases 1 to 318 code for a protein of 105 amino acids. Gene Ontology annotation, cellular component: cytosolic small ribosomal subunit. The transcript is spliced from 3 exons. Gene Ontology annotation, molecular function: structural constituent of ribosome. Lineage: Eukaryota; Apicomplexa; Aconoidasida; Haemosporida; Plasmodiidae.